Molecule: messenger RNA, 933 nt
Organism: Closterium sp. NIES-65
Lineage: Eukaryota; Viridiplantae; Streptophyta; Zygnematophyceae; Desmidiales; Closteriaceae
Source: the annotation of a GenBank genome assembly
AUGUGUCACCAUGAUCCACUGCAUGAUGCUCCCACAACACUGCCAACGUGCAAUCGCAUGUGUGCCCCACGGCCCCCAUGCACAGCAUCAGCGUUGAUGAACGUCAAGACGGCGCUGGGCGUCACCGCCACCGACUGGGCGCCUGCCUCCGUCUGCACGGCUCUUGGCAGUUCCGGUGGUGGCGGCUUCACCGGCCUUCAGUGUGACGCUCUCGGCAACCACUGCUACCAUGCUCACUCAUUUCUUCCUGUCUGGCAAUGCACAACUACUCUUCGGAUUGGGAUCCUACUCUCGCUCACCUUCCUCUCCUCCCUCCCCCUCCCCCCUUCCUCUCCUCCCAUGCGCAUGGCACUGGGCGGGGCGCUGCAGCUCACUCAAGUCAAACCUCUUCAAGGCGCGUAUGGACGAGUUGCGAGCAGGAUUCUCUCGCUGCCCAACCUCGCAGUGCUCCUGCUCGACUUCAGCUGGUUCUUUGGCAGUCUGCCUCCUGCCCUCGUCGCCAUGCCCAAGCUCACACGCCUAGGCUUGUCAUACGACUACCUGACGUACCGAGUGCCACCGGUUGCGGCGGGGCUCAAGGACAUCGACAUGGGGUUCAACUUCCUCUCUGGCUCCUUCCCGGCCAACUCAGCCACGUUAUGUGGUGCCAACAGCAACUGCUUCCAGGCCGCCACCACGUGCACCACCAAGGGCACGGCGCAGUGCAUCACGGGGUGCAACUUUUGCAAGUCCACCAACGCGCACGGCAUGCUGUGCUAUGGCCGCGACGUCUGCACCGUCAACACCUCCGUGCCCUUCGCUGCCGGCAUGCCCAAUGCUUUCGACAUUGUGUGCGGCUUUGCCUCGCCCGUCAUGUGUCCCAACGACUGGCGCUGCACAAAUUUGCAGUGCAUCAUGAACUUUGUCAAUUGCAUCGGCUACCUCUGCGUGUAG